UUUGUUUGAUCAUGUGAUCAUGAAUUGGCUGAGAAUGAGAAUUAUAUCUUGAUUAGUUUAUAUAUAGGCUAUUAUGUUUUAUCGUGUUUUAGUCUAGAUUCUGUUUAUGUAAUAUUUGUACAACUCAGCUUUCAUACAGUACUUCUGUUUUCUAGCUUUGCUUAUGGAUAGAUUGUACUUUUCUUUUGAUGCUAUUGGUGUUUUUUUCUGACAAAGUUUUUUGAUGUGUCUGCAGCAGAAAGCUUUUGAAGAUUAUUACCUCAUCUCAUAUUAUUGCUUAAAAGAUCAAACAUGUCUUUGGAUCAUGAGAUAAACAAGAACGAGGUUGACAUCGUCAUUGGCGCUCUUAACGCUGACCUCACACCCUUCUUGGACACCUGGAGACCCUUCUUCACCGGUUUCCAUCUCAUCAUCGUCAAAGACCCCGAGCUCAAGGAAGAAGAACUCAACAUCCCGCAAGGCUUCGACGUCGACGUCUAUUCGAAGACCGACAUGGAAAAAGUCGUGGGAUCAUCCGAUACCACCGCCAUGUUCUCUGGCUAUUCCUGCAGAUACUUCGGCUACCUCGUGUCUAAAAAGAAGUACAUCGUCUCCAUAGAUGACGAUUGCGUCCCGGCUAAAGACCCCAAAGGGUUCCUGGUGGAUGCUGUGUCUCAGCACGUGGACAACCUCGAGAGACCCGCCACGCCUCUCUUCUUUAAUACGCUGUACGAUCCUUAUCGCGAGGGAGCUGAUUUCGUGCGUGGGUACCCUUUCAGUCUUAGGAGCGGUGUCCCUUGUGCUGCGUCUUGUGGGCUUUGGCUUAACUUGGCUGAUCUCGAUGCUCCGACGCAAGCUCUCAAGACAGAGCAGAGGAACACUUCGUACGUCGAUGCGGUUAUGACUGUACCUUUAAAGGCUAUGCUGCCUAUAAGCGGGAUCAACAUCGCUUUUAACCGUGAGUUGGUGGGUCCGGCUUUGGUGCCUGCGCUUAGGAUAGCUGGAGAAGGGAGAGUGAGAUGGGAGACGCUUGAGGAUGUUUGGUGUGGGAUGUGUCUGAAACAUAUCGUAGAUCAUUUGGGGUAUGGUGUGAAAACUGGACUGCCUUAUGUGUGGAGGAACGAGAGAGGUGAUGCGGUGGAGAGUUUGAAGAAGAAGUGGGAAGGGAUGAAGCUGAUGGAGAAGAGUGUUCCGUUUUUUGAGUCUUUGAAGUUGCCUGAGAGUGCGGUUACCGUUGAGGAUUGUGUGGUUGAGCUUGCUAAAGCGGUGAGAGAGCAGUUGGGUUCAGAUGAUCAUGCCUUCACGCAGGCUGCUGAUGCUAUGGUUAAGUGGGUCCAGCUCUGGAGUUCGGUUAAUUCGAGCGGUUAGAAGUUGAACCAAUGAGUGUUAUCUUCCCGAGGUUAGGUUCGUUUAUAAGCAUCAUCUUUAAACCAAUGCGUGUUAUCUUCCCAAUGAG
Molecule: messenger RNA, 1435 nt
Organism: Raphanus sativus (radish)
Lineage: Eukaryota; Viridiplantae; Streptophyta; Magnoliopsida; Brassicales; Brassicaceae
Product: probable UDP-arabinopyranose mutase 5
Exons: 2
Coding region: 292-1347 (351 amino acids)
Biological process (GO): UDP-L-arabinose metabolic process; plant-type cell wall biogenesis
Cellular component (GO): Golgi apparatus; cytosol
Molecular function (GO): UDP-arabinopyranose mutase activity
Source: RefSeq, a predicted model, not a curated record